AUGCCGUUUGGGGGUCUCACUGUUCUCCUUGGAGGAGACUUCCGACAGGUCCUCCCAGUUGUGCCAAAAGAAGGUCGUGAAGGUACUGUGGCUGCAAGCCUCAGUAAGUCUUAUUUGUGGCAGGAAUGCAAAGUGUACACAUUACUAGAGAACAUGCGUGUUGAAAGAGAUGUAUCGACCAUAUCAGUGGAAGGCAAAGUGCUGAAUUUUAAGGAUUGGAUCUUGAACGUUGGUAACGGAUUACAACAUGCAUAUGAUCUUGAUGGCAGUGGUGACUUCUCAUGGAUCAAAAUCCCAGAAGAGUUGCUGGUGUCUUACUCUGGAGACCCCAACAAAGCAAUUGUUGAUGAAAUCUAUAUGGACCUCCAAGAAAGGCAUGGUUCCAUCGACUACCUGCGCGAACGAGCCAUACUAACACCUCUGAAUGAAAACGUGGGCAAGAUAAAUCGGGAGGUUUUGGGUAGGCUCCCCGGCGAUUGUACGGUCUAUAGAAGUUCCGAUAGUAUUUGUAAAGGUUCAUGCAAUAAUGCUGCUGAUGACAUCUUGUAUCCACCUGAAUUUUUGAAUUCUCUCAAGUAUAGUGGUGUGCCUAAUCAUGAGCUUGAAAUGAAAGUGGGUGUCCCCAUAAUGCUACUUCGUAAUCUUAACCCGAAAAAGGGAUUGUGCAAUGGCACAAGACUAAUAGUUACCCGGUGCUACAGAAUCCUCAUAGAGGCUCUAAUUAUAACUGGAAAUAAAAGUGGUGAGAAAACAUACAUCCCCGGGAUAUGUAUGUCCCCCGCCGACAAGACAAUGCCUUUUGUUUUGAAGAGGAAACAAUUUCCGAUUGCUGUAUGCUAUGCAAUGACCAUCAAUAAAAGCCAAGGACAAACAUUAAAGAAUGUCGGGCUGUAUUUACCAAACCCGGCUUUUGGCCAUGGUCAAAUUUAUGUUGCAAUAUCAAGAGUAACCUCACCUAGUGGCCUCAGAAUCUUAUGUGUUAAUGAAGAUGAGAAGUAUGCUGGCUACACAAAAAAUGUUGUCUACCAUGAAAUUUUUAAUGACAUUGUGCCCAACAACCUCUCUGAACCUUAG
Daucus carota subsp. sativus is the source of this 1074-nucleotide messenger RNA. RefSeq lists its product as uncharacterized. Gene Ontology annotation, molecular function: DNA helicase activity. Lineage: Eukaryota; Viridiplantae; Streptophyta; Magnoliopsida; Apiales; Apiaceae. The coding region runs from base 1 to 1074 and encodes 357 amino acids. Gene Ontology annotation, biological process: DNA repair; telomere maintenance; DNA replication. The transcript has 2 exons. Gene Ontology annotation, cellular component: replication fork. The record is from RefSeq and is a predicted model, not a curated record.